AUGGCUGUGGACUCUGCUGCCCCAGGGAGCACCUUCUGUAAGCAGCUCCUUUUCUCUCUCCUGGUUCUUAUAUUAUUUUGUGAUGCUUGUAAGAAAAUUUCUCUUCAAGUUCCUUCUCAUCUUAAGGCUGAAACACUUGUAGGGAAAGUGAAUCUGGAGGAGUGUCUUCAGUCUGCCAGCCACAUUCUGUCCAGUGACCCUGACUUCAGAAUUCUAGAAGAUGGCUCCAUUUACACAACAGAUGACCUCAUUUUGUCUUCUAAAAGGAAGAGCUUUUUCGUUUUACUCUCAGACACUCAGAGACAGGAACAGAUAGAGAUAGAACUUGUACUAGCAGCAAGGGAAAAUAAGGCUCAUAAGAAGAGACGUGCCAAAGACACAAGCCUUACACGCAACAAGAGACGAUGGGCUCCUAUUCCAUGUUCACUAAUGGAAAACUCAUUAGGUCCAUUUCCACAACACAUCCAACAGAUCCAGUCUGACACUGCACAGAAUUAUACCAUCUUUUACUCCAUAAGUGGACCAGGAGUGGACAAAGAGCCCUUCAAUUUGUUCUACAUAGACAGAGAUACUGGGGAUAUGUUUUGUACACGAAGCAUAGAUCGUGAGCAAUAUCAACAGUUUUCGCUAUAUGGCUAUGCAACAACCUCUGAUGGUUAUGCACCAGAGUAUCCACUCCCCAUCUCAAUUGUAAUCGAAGAUGACAAUGAUAAUGCCCCAUAUUUUGAAAACAAGUUGACUACCUUCAGUGUGCCUGAAAAUUGUAGACCUGGAACUUCAGUGGGCCAAGUGACUGCCAUUGACAAUGAUGAACCUGACACCUUGCAUACUCGCCUGAAGUAUAAAAUCUUACAACAAAUCCCAGAUCGUCCAAAGCAUUUCUCUGUACAUCCAGAUACAGGUGUCAUCACAGCAGCUACAUCUUUGCUGGACAGAGAACUCUGUGAUACAUACAAGUUAAUAAUGGAAGUGCGAGACAUGGGGGGUCAACCUUUUGGUUUAUUUAAUACAGGAACAAUUACUAUUUCACUUUUGGACGAAAAUGACAAUUCACCAACGUUCACAGAAACAUCUUAUUUUGCAGAGGUAGAAGAAAACAGAAUUGAUGUUGAGAUUUUACGGAUGAAGGUAUACGACAAGGAUUUGCCCAACACACCUCACUCCAAGGCCAUAUACACGAUCCUACAGGGAAAUGAAAAUGGAAACUUCAAAAUUUCCACAGAUCCAAACACAAAUGAAGCAGUUUUGUGUGUUGUCAAGUCAUUGAACUAUGAAGUCCUUCGCCAAAUUGUUUUGCAAGUUGGUGCACUUAAUGAAGCACAGUUUGCUAAAGCAGCAAACUCACAAACUCCUACCAUGUGCACUACAACUGUCACCGUUAAAGUUAAAGACACUGAUGAGGGCCCUGAAUGCCAGCCACCAGUAAAAGUUAUUCAGAGUAAAGAUAGCCUUCCACCUGGUACAGAGCUCCUUGGAUACAAAGCAAUGGAUCCGGAAACACGUAGUAGUGAAGGCUUAAGGUACACGAAGAUAGGAGAUGAAGAUAACUGGUUUGAAAUUAAUGAACAAACUGGAAACUUGAGAACUAUAAAAACAUUAGAUAGAGAAUCAAAAUUUGUGAAAAAUGACCAAUACAAUAUUUCAGUGAUUGCAAGGGAUGCAGGUGGCAGAUCUUGCACUGGAACAUUAGUAGUUCUUUUGGAAGAUGAAAAUGAUCACUCUCCAGAAAUUGUUAAAGAGUGGACAAUUUGUCGCAAUGAUAAAGAGUUUGCUGUUCUGAAACCUGUAGAUCUAGAUGGGCCUAAUAAUGGCCCACCGUUUCAAUUCGCUUUGGAUAAUUCUGCCAGCAAAUUGUGGACUUUAGAUUCAAAGGAUGGUCACACGGCUAUUCUUCGUGAACGGCAACCUCUUGAUUAUAACUAUUAUUCUGUGCCUAUCCACAUAGAAGACAGACAUGGUUUGGGUGCAAAGCACAUAUUACAAGUGAGAGUGUGUGACUGUACAACUCCAUCUGACUGUAGAAUGAAUAAAAAGGAUAGAGAUGUUAAGAUGUCAAAGGUCAUACUUGGAAAAUGGGCUAUUCUUGCCAUGGUGUUGGGUUCUGCAUUGCUGUUAUGUAUUCUGUUUACGUGUUUCUGCAUUACUGCUAAGAAGACAGUAAAAAAAUGUUUUCCGGAAGACGUGGCUCAGCAAAAUUUAAUUGUGUCAAACACUGAAGGACCUGGAGAAGAAGUGAUGGAGGCAAAUAUUCGACUCCCCACACAGACUUCCACUAUUUGUGACACAAGCGUUGGUGGUCAGGGAAUCAAAACCCAGCAAAGUUUUGAAAUGGUUAAAGGAGGCUACACUUUGGAAUCCAAUAAAGGAGGUGGACACCAAACCUUGGAGUCCUGCAAGGGAGUAGGUCAGGGUGUAACGGACACUGGCAGAUACACCUACACAGACUGGCAUAGCUUCACCCAACCACGUCUUGGUGAAAAGGUGUAUCUGUGUGGACAAGCUGAAGAGCAUAAACAUUCCGAAGACUGCAUUCGUUCAUAUAACUAUGAAGGAAAAGGGUCUCUGGCUGGUUCGGUAGGCUGCUGCAGUGAUCGUCAGGAAGAGGAGGGGCUUGAGUUUCUAGAUCAUCUGGAACCCAAAUUUAGGACAUUAGCAAAGACAUGUGUAAGGCAAUAA
This is a messenger RNA of Orycteropus afer afer, 2676 nucleotides long. RefSeq names its product desmocollin 1 (gene DSC1). NCBI's taxonomy places the organism in Eukaryota, Metazoa, Chordata, Mammalia, Tubulidentata, Orycteropodidae. Gene Ontology annotation, cellular component: plasma membrane; desmosome. The transcript has 16 exons. Gene Ontology annotation, molecular function: calcium ion binding. The record is from RefSeq and is a predicted model, not a curated record. Gene Ontology annotation, biological process: homophilic cell-cell adhesion. Bases 1 to 2676 code for a protein of 891 amino acids.